This is a messenger RNA of Suillus paluster, 2655 nucleotides long. RefSeq lists its product as uncharacterized. Lineage: Eukaryota; Fungi; Basidiomycota; Agaricomycetes; Boletales; Suillaceae. The transcript is spliced from 20 exons. The record is from RefSeq and is a predicted model, not a curated record. The coding region runs from base 1 to 2196 and encodes 731 amino acids.
AUGAAUCAUUCAUCCCGCUUCCACUACCGCAUGAACUGGGAUCCCCGGCUCCGCCACAUCUGCGAUCACCGUCUCCUGGCGGACAACGUUACUAUCGGGAAUGUGCACCUAUUAUAUGCCGCCGUCAUAGUCCUGAUAGUCCAUAUUCAUCUCCGCAAGUUCUCCGGCGUUCGAUCGAGCCAUAUGAAUGUCGUCGUGAUGCAGGAGAUAAUCACUUUCUUCGCCGGUGGCAGAAAUGGUAAGAUCUCGCUUACAUUCGGUCUUCGCUUGCUCAAUGGGUUGUGGCGCACAAGGGAUCAGUACAAUAAGGAGUGGGUUCUCGAUAUGUAUAGGCCCAGGUUCUCUCCGCCCGUUACUAUCGACGACUAUUUCUAUCUCAACAUCCGCACCGACAGCCACGGAGAGAAAAGUUCGCUUGUUUUCAGCAACUUCAGUCCAGUCCUAGACUCUUUUCUCCGAACUGUAUUCGUUGACGACAAACGCCUUGAAUACCCGAUCCAUCGACUGUUCCAAAAGAUAAAGGCGCUUCAGUCCAGAUUGGACGAUGCACGCAACAUCUUGGGUGGAGAGCAAGUCCCAGAAGACCUAACAUCCAAGGCCGAGCUUUUCGGGUUCAAUACGUCUUCUGGAUGCGAAGCAGCCGUUCAGUACCUUACUGAUCUCGUGACGCAUUUAGGGAAACUGUUGGAGGUCGUGGAAGCGGAAUGCAAGCAAACGGUCAAGCAAUUUGAAGAGUCGCUGUCUAACAACCAAAUUUCAUUCGACCUUCUUGAGUAUUACUACGAGGAAGGAGCGUGGUACACCUACAACUUUGGGAGUAACUUCAAAGACGUGGAUGUCGAGAGGCGGAUUAUCGUGGGAGCCUUGAAACGUGCGUGCUUCAGUGACGAGAAGGAGUCGCUGGCGCUCGAGAUAGAGUCUUUUGGUUGGGAUGGUGUGGGUUUCCAGAAGCGCACCGAUACGCUCGUUCAAGAGGCUUACCAGGGAACUCGAGAAAUAUCAUCCCUGUUUCUUCAACGCACGACAGAUGAAACGCUUGUUAAAGUGACUGAGCGUGGACGACUCUACCUCUCCUAUAGCAGAGUUUGGCAUGCGGUGUAUUACGACGAUACACGAACGCUGGACCCGUUAUGGUGCGGCGACAACACCGUACAACCACGCAUGAGACGGGUUAUGAUCGACCCAGUUGGAUUUCACCGAGCACAGUCAGGCCACAAUGCGAAUCUACGUAUGCCACUUCCUGACAACGUGGAGGAGUACGUCGCGCGCCUCCCAUACUCCAUUGGUGGGUAUGACCUCGAAGCACGAGAGUGGCGAACAUUCCGUAUGUGGGAUUUGAAGCCCGUUGAAUCUGAUCAAGAGGCGUGGAGAAAAUUGGUUAUGGACGAAAAUACCAAGGAUCUUAUUAGAGCACUAGUGGAUACGACCGGCCGUUCUUUAGGCCUCCCACAACCAGUGCAGCUCAGCAAAGGAAAAAAUGUCCUUCUCACUGGAUCGCUAGGUACUGGCAGAAUGACAGCCGUUCAUGCUGUCUGCAAUCUUUUUAAGAGACCUCUGCUUGCUAUCUCUGCUCGCGACUUUCCUGGCAACAAGCUGGAUCUAGUGCCGCACAUUGCUGGCUAUAUGUCGCUGGCAGCCACUUGGAAUGCGGUGAUCGUGGUGAAAGAUGCCGAUGUUUUCUUGAAGUCGGCGUUUCUACGUGAUAGGGAUAGUAUCAAUGCCGCUUUCCGCCAGUUCGAGUCGGAUGAUUGUAUCACUUUUUGGGUAACAACUAUUUGUGACAAAGACCUCCUGAGGUCAUUUACUGCUGUCGUUGAGUUCCCUGAGCUAGAUGCUGCAGCCCGUCGUCGUCUUUGGCUCAGCCACUUUGGUCGCGAUGAGCCUGCUAGAAUUUUAUCGAACAAUAGCGAGCGUACGCUUACCAGUUCCUCUUCCGGAGAUCAGAAGAAAGCAGACUACUUGGCGCACGUUCGCGAUAUCGAGAAGCUCUCGUGGUACCAGUUUGAUGGGAGGAUGAUUGAGAAUAUUAUGGUCUCCGCGCGAGCGUUGGCUGCCUCGAACCAAGAGCAUCUAUCCACCCACCACGUCAAAGUGGUUAUCAAGGCGCAGCGAUUGGAUAACCUUCCUUUAUGGCGCAAGCUAACCCAGUUUUUGACGCUUCCGGUGAAGGUUCUGCGCACGAGUGUGGUGAAUUGAACUCUUCGAUGAUAGUGCUAUGUUAUGUUCCUAACGUCCCUUGUGGUAUGAAACCCUAAAGGCCCGCGUCCGUACUUGCUCGUUUGUAGUACAAGAUGUAAAUGUACCCAUUGAUUCACUAACGACACGACGGGCCAUGAUAGCACUUCUCGGUACUAAGUAUUUUUUCGACAAUGACGGUGGCUUAAGACUGACGCGAAGUUGAUAUGGCUCAUUGCAGUGCCAUGGUGAUCGCAGUUAUUGCUCUGGUCAUACCUAGUCGACCACACGGUACAUGUCAUCGAUCGUUCGUCGAAGAACCGAUCACCAAUGUGCGAUGUGUGCCCGCCAUGUUCCAGUUCCACGAACUAGUACAGAAACUAGCUGGACGUUUAGGCCAUCAUAGUACUAGCUGUUGUAAUAGAGGUAUUAAUUCUACGACACUGCACAAUAAAUAGGUUGAUAGAAUCUACGAUGUGG